AUGGUUGAGCCAACAAAUAUCUCGAGCAGGCAGGCUUCUGGCUGGCUCUUCACCCGUCAGGCGGAGCAACUCACUCUUCAGGCGUCAGCAGUCUACCUUAACAACAACACAAGUGCUUGUUCACUUUUGAGCCGCUCGAAAUGGCGUCUCCACACCGAGGCCGGUGAAAAGCAGUCUUCAAGACGAGAGAGAGUAGAAAAUGUUAGUAUUCUCUAG
Protopolystoma xenopodis is the source of this 216-nucleotide messenger RNA. Lineage: Eukaryota; Metazoa; Platyhelminthes; Monogenea; Polystomatidea; Polystomatidae. The record is from the annotation of a GenBank genome assembly.